UAUUAGGAAAAUGUUAUGUGAAAAGAAAAACGUGUUUACAUUUUUAGUUUUUACACAAUGUUAUGCCAUUAAAAAUUGGCACUUAUAAAAUUUCAUUAAUAUAAGAAAUUAAACUGUGUAAUUAAUUGAAAAUAUUUAAAAAUGUCUGAGUAUACAUCAAAGACGGGUUUGUCAUCAAUACUAAAAAAUUAUUCGUCAGUUGAACGGGACAAAUUAAAAUUAACAGCCAUUAAUAAAGUUCGUUUUGGGUUACCUAAAGAACGAGGAUUGCUGUUUGUCGUAGAAGAUGUUAUAAACAAUGAUAAUUAUUUUCAUUAUCGCGAGUUUCUUGAGUUUCUGUCUAGUGAAGAGGUUACCGAUGCCGAUUUCUUAAGAAUUAUAAAAGAUGGAAGAAACGUUAUUCAUUCUUUAAAAUUUGAAACUUUUCCUGGUCUUAUAGAAGCUCUGAUGUCUUUAGAUUGGAUAACGAGAGAUGAAAAAACAAUAGAAUGUUUUAAAGAGUUCGUAGUAGACAUUUUGGUAGCUCAUAAUAAAUAUGCAAAUAUAGUAAUUACAAAAUUAAUAAGUCUGUGGAUACCUAAUGAAAGCACUAAAGAAGAAUGGCUUAAUGGUCCUAAUAAGAAAAUAAUUACACAUCUAGAAAAUGUACAUGAUUUGAUAUUGCGAUUAACUAAUGUUAUGCCAAUAUUAAACACUAUUGUAUGUGAGACAUUAGAAAAUCUGUUUCCUUAUUUCAAGAAACCACCUUAUCAAAUUGGCGGUUAUAUCUACAAUUGUUUAUGGCUGCUACGAUACAGACCAGAUUUCAUGAAUGUUGUGAUUGAUUUACUUAUUAGAAACCUUUUAAAAAUGGAUGUGAAUGCACCUAGGAACGAAAUUGAAGAAGCUGAAGACGAAUAUAAUACGAACAAUGAUAUUGCGGAAGAAGCGAUGUUUCAAAUAGAAGGGUUUAGUGGCGACACUGCAGUUACAAUGGUACACGAAGUAGCCGAAGUUUUAGAUGUGUGUUUGAAGCAAUUAUUUGAAUUUUCUAAAAAAAUUUAUGAUGAUUCGAUAGACUCUUCAAGACAUAAAAAACGGGGAAAACUUAAUUUUAGCAAUUAUUUUAGCAUUUUAUUAGAAGUUUUUGGAACUGUGAUUCUUCCCAGUCAUAACACACAUCAUGUUCAAUUUUUGAUAUUUCACUGUUGCAGUUUUAAGUUUUCCUUAGCAGAAAAGUUUUUAACAUUUCUAUGGGAGAAAAUAAUAAAUCCAAAUGUUUCUGCACCUAUACGACAAGUUUCAAUUGGUUAUCUAGCUAGCUUUUUAUCGCGCGCAAAAUAUAUUCCUUUAAGUGCUAUAAAAAAUUACUUAUUAUUAUUAAGUAAUUGGGCUCAUCAGUAUAUUGAACGUAGCGAUAGUAUUAGAUCAAAUAAUUCAUUGAAAGCCAAUUUAGUUUUUUUUGCUGUAUGCCAAGCAAUAUUUUACAUUAUUGCAUUCAGAAGUAGAGAAUUAACAAAAGAUAAGUCAAGUUUAUUGUUCUUGCAGUCUCUUAGAUUACCCGCUUUAGUAACGUGCACUUUUAAUCCAUUAAGGGUAUGUCUUCCAGCGAUAGCAACCGCUUUUGCAGGUGUUACUAGAACUUAUCAAUUGGCAUAUUGCCAUACUAUAUUAGAAAGAAAUGCACGACGCAAAUUAGCAACUGUAUAUGCAAAUGAGCUUAUGACACCUGAAGAAUGUUUGGAUACAUUUUUUCCAUUUGAUCCUUACUUACUUAAAAAAUCUGGUAAAUUUGUUGCACCAUUAUACUUACAAUAUCAAGCGAAUGACAUCGAAGAAACUCAUGACGACUCAAUCGACAAUUCAAUGAAAAUGAAUCGCAGAAAACGUGGGGACUCGGAAAUGGAAGGUGAUGAUGUAGAUGAUUUUAUUAUGAAUGAUAAGAAACUUAAAAGUGAACUAUCAAGAAGUCAUGAGAUGCAAUUUACUUAUGGGUUAUCACCAGGUUUUCAUUUUUAAAAAAAUAAUGGAAAAUAAUUUAAAAUUAUGUGAACUAUUUUUGUAUUUUUUUAAGUUCUUGUAUGUAUAAAAACUUUUUAUAUGAGAAAUUUUGUAUUGAAUAGUUUAUUAACGAAAAUAUCAGUACAAGCAACAACUUUUUAAA
Condylostylus longicornis is the source of this 2143-nucleotide messenger RNA. It is a transcript of the gene Tif-IA, whose product is annotated as RNA polymerase I-specific transcription initiation factor RRN3. Gene Ontology annotation, cellular component: nucleus. The transcript is spliced from 7 exons. The record is from RefSeq and is a predicted model, not a curated record. Gene Ontology annotation, molecular function: RNA polymerase I general transcription initiation factor activity; RNA polymerase I core binding. NCBI's taxonomy places the organism in Eukaryota, Metazoa, Arthropoda, Insecta, Diptera, Dolichopodidae. Gene Ontology annotation, biological process: transcription initiation at RNA polymerase I promoter. Bases 142 to 1998 code for a protein of 618 amino acids.